Messenger RNA from Myotis lucifugus (little brown bat), 1739 nucleotides. It is a transcript of the gene POLM, whose product is annotated as DNA polymerase mu. The coding region runs from base 36 to 1505 and encodes 489 amino acids. The record is from RefSeq and is a predicted model, not a curated record. NCBI's taxonomy places the organism in Eukaryota, Metazoa, Chordata, Mammalia, Chiroptera, Vespertilionidae. Gene Ontology annotation, cellular component: nucleus. Gene Ontology annotation, biological process: double-strand break repair via nonhomologous end joining. The transcript has 11 exons. Gene Ontology annotation, molecular function: DNA-directed DNA polymerase activity; DNA binding.
GCUGCCCGCUGCCCCCUGCCCGAGGCCCAGGCCCGAUGCUCCCGAGACGGCGGCCGGCGCGGGUCGGGACCCCCUGCGCCGUCUCCUCCGCGGUGCGCUUCCCCGGCGUCGCCAUCUACUUGGCGGAGCCGCGCAUGGGCCGCAGCCGCCGGGCCUUCCUCACGCGCCUGGCGCUCUCCAAGGGCUUCCGGGUGCUGGACACCUACAGCUCCGAGGUGACACACGUGGUGAUGGAGCAGACCUCAGCCGAGGAGGCCGUCCGCUGGCAGGAGAGCAGGCCGGCCCCGCCCCCAGGUGGCACCCACCCGGCCCUGCUGGACAUCAGCUGGUUCACAGAGAGCAUGGCAGCUGGGCAGCCGGUCCCUGUGGAGGGCCGGCACUGCCUGCAGGUGGCUGUGCGGAGGGAGGUGCUGCCAAACCCAGUGUGGAUGCCACCCUAUGCCUGCCAGCGUCCCACGCCCCUCACACACCACAACACCAGCCUCUCGGAGGCGCUGGAGAUGCUGGCAGAAGCCGCGGGCUUUGCAGGCAGCGAGGGCCGCCUCCUUUCCUUCUCCAGAGCAGCCUCCGUGCUCAAGGCGCUGCCCUGCCCCGUCACAGCCCCGAGCCAGCUGCAGGGCCUGCCCCAUUUCGGAGAACACUCCUGCAGGAUCGUCCAGGAGCUGCUGGAACACGGAGUGUGUGAGGAGGUGGAGCGAGUCCAGCGCUCAGAGCGGUACCAGAGCAUGAAGCUCUUCACCCGGAUCUUCGGGGUCGGAGUGAGGACUGCUGACCAGUGGUACCGGGAAGGACUGCGGACGCUGGACGACGUCUGGAAGCAGGUGCAGAGACUGACCCAGCAGCAGAAAGCAGGCCUCCAGCACUACCAGGACCUGAGCAGCCCCGUCCAGCGGCCAGAUGCCGAGGCCCUGCGGCAGGUGGUGGAGGCGGCCGUAGGGUGGGCCCUUCCUGGGGCCACCGUCACCCUGGCUGGUGGCUUCCGGAGGGGGAAGUUGCAGGGCCAUGACGUGGACUUCCUCAUCACCCACCCCGAGGAGGGCCAGGAGGUGGGGCUGCUGCCCAGGGUGAUGCACUACUUGGAGCAGCAGGGCCUUGUCCUGUAUCAGCAGCAUCAGCGCAGCCCCAGUGGAGACCCUGCCCGCCUGGCCCUGAAGGGCCACUCCAUGGACACCUUUGAGCAGAGCUUCUGCAUAUUUCGUCUGCCAAGGCCCCCAGGGACAGCCGAGGGGGGGACCUGGAGUCCCCACCCCUCCUGGAAGGCUGUGCGUGUGGACCUGGUGGUCGCCCCCAUCAGCCAGUUCCCCUUUGCCCUGCUGGGCUGGACUGGCUCCAAGCAUUUUGAGCGGGAGCUCCGCAGAUUUAGCCGGAAGGAGCGGGGUCUGUGGCUGAACAGCCAUGGGCUGUUUGACCCGGAGCAGAAGACCUUUCUCCAGGCGGCUGCCGAGGAGGACAUCUUCAGACAUCUGGGCCUGGCAUACCUUCCCCCAGAGCAGAGAAACGCCUGAUCCCCCCUGCGGCCCUCAGCCACUCCUCGGGAUGGGGGGCUGCUCAGCCAGCCAGAUCAUGGAUGCCCUUGGACACUGACCAUCUGCAGGCCGGAGAGGUUGCUGCAACCCUCACCCUCCUGGGGGAGCCCCUGUGCACCCCCACUCCCCCAUGCACACCCUGCCCAAGAUGCAAUGAAAUGAUAACAUGGAGCAAACCAGGCUGUUUUCUGAAAGUGUUGAUGUGCGAGGGGG